UUGGGCCUCCUGUCCUCCCUCACAGGUACUGGAGCUGAUUGUCCCUCUGAUUGGUCCUCCUUUAGACGGUAUUGCUACCAGGUCUUCCAACAAAAGAUGAACUGGGAAGAUGCAGAGAAAUUCUGCACACAACAGCACACAGGCAGCCAUCUGGUCUCCUAUGAGAGCAGUGAAGAAGUAGAUUUUGUGGUCUCGAAGACCUUACCAAUUUUGAAAGCCAGUUUUGUCUGGAUCGGACUGAGCAAUGUCUGGAAUGCAUGCAGGUUGCAGUGGAGCGAUGGCACCGAGCUUAUGUACAAUGCCUGGACUGCAGAAUCUGAGUGUAUCGCAUCCAAGACAACUGAUAACCAAUGGUGGAGUAUGGACUGCAGCAGUAAACGCUAUGUCGUCUGCAAGUUCUAGGCAUAGUCUGAAGAUGCAGCUGUCUGAAGUCUGGAGAAGCAAGGAAGCCC
Protobothrops mucrosquamatus (brown spotted pit viper) is the source of this 452-nucleotide messenger RNA. Its product is annotated as snaclec mucetin subunit beta. The annotation marks the transcript as partial. The transcript has 4 exons. The record is from RefSeq and is a predicted model, not a curated record. Lineage: Eukaryota; Metazoa; Chordata; Lepidosauria; Squamata; Viperidae.